AUGAGCAAUCUGACUUACAUCGUUUAUCCAGGUCGCUAUGCUCCUGUCCUGGAUAUGGACGACUCUGGAUCCUCGUCAGGACAUUCGCUUGCUCACAUUUUGGGGACGAAUGGACUGUUUCCACCUUGUUCUCUGCGUUAUCAUCGUCGUCUUAUUGAUGAAGUCUGUACAUCCCGCCUCCGAGUUGCGCUCCAGUUGCGCCAGUAUGCCGUAGGUCUUGUGAUGCCGCCCCCGGCGUUAUGCAUCUCUUCCGCUAAUGCUUUGUCUAAAAGUGCUGCUUUUGCAGAACUGACUGUUGAAACUUUAGUCAGUGGGAAGGUGCAUCCGGCUCAAUUGAGUAAGCCACUUUUAGAUCUGAUCUUUCGUUUUUAA
This is a messenger RNA of Protopolystoma xenopodis, 372 nucleotides long. The record is from the annotation of a GenBank genome assembly. Lineage: Eukaryota; Metazoa; Platyhelminthes; Monogenea; Polystomatidea; Polystomatidae.